GAAUCACAGUUCCGGGAUCGAGAACUACAACUUCCGACUUGCUUGAUAAGCGCGGCGGCGCUACUUAAAAAGCGUCAGAGAGGAGGUGCCUGGCCACGCCCCUCCUUUUCAGUCUGGCUCCUCUCAGACGAGCAGCGGAGGGGGGGCGGAGCCUCAGCCCGAGCCAAGAUGGCGGCUGCAAAGCCAACCCCCACGGACUCGCUCUCGUUCUGCCUCGCGCAGCUCACGGCGGCGGCCGGGGAGGGUCCGGGUGGGGAAAAGGACACAGCUACCAGCGAGACACCCCUAGGCCGUGCGCUUUUAGCCCUCCGCACGCGCCACGUCAAGGCAGCAGGGGGAAUCGAGCGCUUCCGGGCACGCGGCGGGCUCCGCCCCCUUCUUGCGCUGCUACGGCGAGCGGCUGCAGCGGACCCCGCCCCGCCCCAGGCAAGCCCGGGCUCCGCCCCCUCAGCGGUGUCUGCUGGUCCCGCCUCCCCGCCGGGCUCCGCCCCCUCUGCGUCCUCCUCGUCUUCGCCGCCAGCGCGCCUGCGCAAGACGCUGGACUUGGGCCUCAGCAUCCUCGCCAACUGCUGUACGGAAGGGGCGUGCCGGGCUGAAGUGCGCAGACUCGGAGGUAUUCUCCCUUUGGUGACCAUUCUUCAGUGUGUGAAGACAGACAGCAUCCAGAACCGAACAGCCCGUGCUCUGGGGAAUUUAGCCAUGGAACCUGAGAGCUGUAGGGACAUCCACUCUGCUGGUGCUGUUCCCCUGCUCCUUGAGAGCCUGACGGCCUGCCAGGACUCGCAGUGCCUGCAGAGUGUGGUGCGUGCCCUCCGUAACCUUGCGGACUCCCCCCAGCACCGCUUGGCUCUGGCACAGCAGGGAGCAGUGCGUCCACUGGCUGAGCUCCUGGCCGCCACUCCAGACGCUGCACUGACUUCAGCCCUAGUCCGUGCCCUCCUGGAGCUGAGCCGAGGCUGCUCCCGGGCUUGUGCUGAGCAGCUAAGUCUGGGCGGGGGGCUGGGCCCACUUGUCAGCCUGGCCUCUCACCCCAAAUGGGCUGUGCGUGAGGCAACCAUCCUGACCCUUGCCAACCUGUGUGCCCAGGGCCUGGUCCGGCCUGCACUGGGCAAUGCUGGUGGCGUGGAGGUGCUACUAGAAGAGCUCCGGCGGCGCCGAGGCCCUAAUGGAGCCAAUCCAGCCUCCCAGCAGCCCCUGGUGCGGGCUGUCUGCCUGCUCUGUAGGGAGGCCAUCAACCGGGCCCGGCUGCGGGACGCUGGUGGUCUGGAGCUGCUGAUGGGCCUGCUUGGCGACUCUCGUGCCAGAGCUUGGCACCCACGUGUCGUGGCCGCCCUUGGGGGUUUCCUCUAUGAUACCGGGGCCCUGGGCCGGCUACAGGCCCUGGGGCUUGUUCCCCUCCUGACUGGGCAGCUGUGUGGUGAGGCUGGUGAUGAGGAAGAAGAGGGUAGAGAAGCUGCUUCCUGGGACUUCCCUGAGGAGCGGACCCCUGAGCGGGCAGAGGCUGGAAGCUUCCGAAGCCUCAGGUCAUGGCUCAUUUCCGAGGGCUAUGUUGCUGGCCCUGGAGACGUCUCUCCCGACUGGUCCCCUGAGCGCUGCCUGCCACCAGAGCCCUCUGAGCCAUCCAGCCCUGCCCCAGGCCCAACCUCGCUGCAGACGCCGCGCACACUGUGCACCCCCAGACGCAACCCCGCCACUACCACAGAGGAACCUUGGGGUCGCGAGGGGCCGGCGCUGCUGCUGCUGUCACGCUUCUCCCAGGUUCCAGACCCAAGUGGGGCACUUGUGACAGGCCCAGCACUGUGCGGCCUGCUAGCCUACGUGACAGGUGCACCUGGCCCACCAAACCCGCGUGCCCUGCGCAUCCUGGCGCGCCUCACCUGCAACCCGGCUUGCCUUGAGGCCUUCGUGCGUAGCUAUGGUGCCGCGCUGCUGCGAGCCUGGCUGGUGCUUGGUGUUGCUCCCGAUGACUGGCCCGCGCCGCGUGCCCGGCCUGCCCUCCGCAGUCAGCACCGGGAACUGGGUGAGAUGCUGCUGCAGAACCUGACUGUGCAGGCCGAAUCUCCCUUUGGAGUGGGUGCCCUCACCCAUCUGCUGCUCUCUGGAAGCCCUGAGGACCGUGUGGCCUGCGCACUGACCCUGCCCUUCAUCUGCCGGAAACCCUCUCUGUGGCGCCGGCUACUUCUGGACCAGGGAGGCCUCCGUCUCCUCCUCACAGCACUAACCCGGCCAGCCCCGCACCCACUCUUCCUCUUCUUUGCCGCAGACUCUCUUUCCUGCCUCCAAGGCCUGAUGUCUCCCACUGUGAGCCUAGUCCUCCCACCUGCAAUCCCCUUGGACCUAGACCUGCCCUCCCCUUGCCUCUAUGAACCUCUGCUGGGUCCAGCCCCUGUCUCAGCCCCUGACUUGCACUUCCUACUGGACUCAGGCCUACGACUCCCUGCCCAGCGGGCUACCUCAGCUACUGCCUCCCCAUUCUUCCGGGCCCUGCUCGCUGGCAGCUUUGUCGAAGCCCAGAUGGACCUGGUGCCACUUCGAGGCCUGUCACCCAGUGCAGCCUGGCCUGUCCUGCAUCAUUUGCAUGGCUGCCGGGGCUGCGGGGCUGCUCUGGGGCCCGUGCCCCCACCAGGCCAGCCCUUGCUUGGCUCAGAGGCUGAGGAGGCCUUGGAGGCUGCUGGUCGUUUCCUGCUGCCUGGGCUGGAGGAGGAGUUGGAAGAGGCUGUGGGCCGUAUUCACCUGGGGCCCCAGGGUGGCCCAGAGUCAGUGGGUGAGGUGUUCCGCCUGGGACGGCCCCGGCUGGCUGCCCACUGUGCUCGCUGGACACUGGGGCCAGGACAGUGCCCACGGAAGCGGGCCCUGGCCCUGGUGGGGCUUGUGGAGGCAGCGGGUGAGGAGGCAGGGCCUCUGACUGAGGCUUUACUGGCUGUAGUGAUGGGAGCUGAGGCAGGGGGCAGGGGUCCCAGUGUAGACUUUUGAUGUCCCCUGGGAGGGGACCUGCAGAUGGAUCAGCUGUGAGGGAGGCCACAGAGUGGUGACAGUGGAGGGCUCAUGGCAUGGGAGGAGGCUGAGCAGAAGGAGUCACCGUCAACGACCAGUGAGAGGAUGGAACCAGACACUAGAAUGUGAAGACCCAGGAGUGAGAAGCAUGGCCAGGGCUUGGUCAUGGGGCCCAAGAGAUGGAGAGUGGCCCAGGGGUCCAGGCACCUGGCCUGACGCAGCGCUCUAGAGUUGAGAUUAAAAGACUCUGGAGUUGGA
Trichechus manatus latirostris (Florida manatee) is the source of this 3252-nucleotide messenger RNA. It is a transcript of the gene ARMC5, whose product is annotated as armadillo repeat containing 5. Bases 169 to 2973 code for a protein of 934 amino acids. The record is from RefSeq and is a predicted model, not a curated record. Gene Ontology annotation, cellular component: cytosol. NCBI's taxonomy places the organism in Eukaryota, Metazoa, Chordata, Mammalia, Sirenia, Trichechidae. The transcript has 6 exons. Gene Ontology annotation, biological process: anatomical structure morphogenesis. Gene Ontology annotation, molecular function: protein binding.